This is a messenger RNA of Stylophora pistillata, 2312 nucleotides long. RefSeq names its product cystinosin. Gene Ontology annotation, molecular function: L-cystine transmembrane transporter activity. The record is from RefSeq and is a predicted model, not a curated record. Lineage: Eukaryota; Metazoa; Cnidaria; Anthozoa; Scleractinia; Pocilloporidae. Gene Ontology annotation, cellular component: vacuolar membrane. Gene Ontology annotation, biological process: L-cystine transport.
ACGCUCCUAACAACAUUAUAAUAGUUAAAAAUGAAUCCGCUUUUCCUGUCAGGGAAACUACAGAAACCAUCCAACAGCAAUAAAUGGAAGCUCUCUAGAAUCUUUGGAAUCUGAAUUUGGAAGAGAUCGAUUCACAGAAUGGACAAAAUGUGGCUCAUCACUUGUUUCAUUGCCGUGCAAGCACUACAGACUGAAGGUAUCAAACUGCAUCUAGAGUCAAAAAAGGACAAAGUUCAAAUUGAUGAAACUACACAUUUUGAGGUUACAAUAACAGAACGUAAAGGAUCAUCAAAUGGUACCAUAGUGGUUAUGAUAAAUAACACCAAGCCAGGAAUAAUUGAAGUGCCAAAAAGGGUUCAUGUGCCUCCUCUUUAUGAAAAGCAUUCAGUGACUGUCAAAGGGAUUGGAAUUGGAAAAGCUACCAUUUUGUGUCAUGUGCAAAAUGAGACCAAUUCAAAUAGCCAUUCUAGUUUGGACAUAAGAGUGGUACACUCCAUGCCUCUAUAUAUCAUUAACCAAGUGAUUGGCUGGCUGUAUUUUGUGGCAUGGUCCAUUUCAUUUUAUCCUCAGGCAUUUCUCAAUUGGAAGAGAAAAAGUGUUGUAGGUCUCAAUUUUGACUUCUUGGCCUACAACCUCACAGGAUUUUUAGCUUAUGGUUUUUUUAAUGUAGGCAUGUUCUGGGUACACGAGGUUCAGCGUGAAUAUUUUGCAAAGCACCCUGGCGGGGUUAACCCGGUGCAAGCCAAUGAUGUAUUUUUUACUGUCCAUGCUGUUGUUCUUACUGUUAUAACAAUUUUUCAGUGUUUCAUUUAUGAGCGUGGAGAUCAGAAAGUGUCUCUGAUAUCUAAGGUCCUGCUAAGUGGCACGUGGCUGUUUGCGGCAGUGGCAUUAGUAGUGACAAUUUGCCAUAAAAUUGAGUGGCUCACUUAUCUAUAUUAUUUCUCAUAUAUCAAAAUUGGUGUAACUCUUAUCAAGUAUAUUCCACAGGCAUGGAUGAACUAUAGACGUCAAAGUACUGCUGGCUGGAGUAUUGGUAAUAUUCUUCUAGAUUUUACGGGAGGAUCCUUGAGUAUUCUACAAAUGUUCCUUUUAGCCUACAAUAAUGAUGAUUGGAAGUCUAUAUUUGGUGACUUUACCAAGUUUGGUUUGGGAGCUAUAUCAAUUCUAUUUGACUUGUUAUUCAUUGUUCAGCACUAUUGUCUUUACGGAUCAAAGCAUCAGAGAUAUGAAGUAAUUGUAGAAAGCAUAGAUCCUGAGGAACACACUGAGAAAGCACUGAAUUCUUAUGGAGCAAUUUGUCCAUAGCUUGUUAUUGCUUUUUCACAUGAUUUGAAAUGUUCAAACAAGAAACUUUUUAUUCACUAGUAUCCGUAGGUUUUUAAUUCUACAGCAGAAUUAAUCCUCAUUACAGUACAUUUUCUGUUCAAGGAACAUGUACUGUGAACUGAAAGAAACUUACUUCAUUAAUACUUGCAUUGAAGGGGCAUUGUUGUUCAGUCAUUAUUAUUGUCUAGGGGACAAUGGCGCACAGUAUUACAAUGGUAACUAGUUGUUUCACCAAUGAGUUGUUUCACCAAUGACCUGUUUGCGAAUGUCCGAGUUCAUUUUGCCAACUUCUCAAGGAAGUUAGCUAAGGCCUCAUAGGCCCUUAAUUCACUAACCUAUUUAACAAAACGUUUAGUGAUUCCAUUCGCUGAGGUUAAGCAACUUCUACUCAACCAAAAAGUCACAGUUCAUUUCAAUAGUUGUCUAACUGACUGCAAUUCAUUACAAUUUGUAUUCAUUAAAUAGCAAGCUCGUAUGUCAGUAAAAAAAAAGGACACAAAAAUUAAUAGAAGAAUAAAUGCAUGGCUAUGAAUAAAUGAGGAGGAUAAUUUUUGUAACAUUUCUUCUCAAGGGAUGUCAUGCAAUGAUCAGAUAUUGUCUUAUAUUAUUUAUGUCCUAAAUACCCUGGAGCUUAGAAAUAAUUUAUUGAGCCACAAAAAAUUUUAUGACAUGGAUUUUUAUGAUUUUAAUAUUUUUUAACUGGGAGUGUCUAAUUUUCAAUUUUCAGUGGAGAAGAUAUAAAAUAAGGUUACCUCAACACAAAUCAAGUCCUCAAAUAUUUACUGUGUUUGAAAGUGCACAUAUGUACAUGCGAUCAAAUGCUGAGUAUGGUGCUUGACAUAUUUUUCAAAAUGAAAUAUGUGAAAUAAAAGGGAUUCUUUAAAAAUGCAAAUUCAAGGAAAGGAUCUUGUUUUUGUAAUAGUUUGACUGGUUAGUUGAGUAAUGGCAGGCAUCUGAAGGUCCACUCCUAUAGCAAAGCAGCCCCU